AUGGCCAGAUGCCUGAGUUUCACAGGAUCAGCAGAUUGGCUGUACCGGAAUUUUUUCUCGUAUUCCGGGCUACGGUCGGUGACGACGGAUUUAGAGGACGGCACCAUCAUGCAUUGUUGGGCACCAAAAACUGUGAAGCCAACAAAACCUAAUCUCCUCCUCGUGCAUGGCUUCGGAGCCAACGCAAUGUGGCAAUACGGGGAUCUUCUCCGCCACUUCAUGCCCCGGUUCAACAUAUACGUGCCGGAUCUUCUCUUCUUCGGAGACUCCACCACAAAGCGGCUGGAGAGAACAGAGAUGUUUCAGGCACAAUGUGUUAUGAGAUUGAUGGAGAGGUAUGGGGUGCAAAAAUUGAGCCUGGUGGGGAUUAGUUAUGGUGGGUUUGUUGGGUACAGCAUGGCGGCGCAGUUUCCACAGGCGGUGGAGAAGGUGGUGCUUUGCUGCACCGGCGUGUGCCUGGAGGAGAAAGAUAUGAGAGAUGGGCUUUUUCAGGUGGCGGAUUUGGAUGAAGCCGCCAGCAUUUUGAUGCCACAAACGCCGGAUAAAUUGAGGGAAUUGAUGAAAUUUGCUUUUGUGAAGCCUGUUAAAGUCGUGCCCUCUUGCUUCCUUUCUGAUUAUAUCGAUGUUUUCUGUACAGAUCAUAUAAAACAGAAGAAGGAACUAAUCCAAGCAAUACUCAAAGAUAGACAAAUUUCUAAUAUUCCUAAAAUAAUACAGUCUACAUUGAUCAUCUGGGGAGAGCAAGACAGAAUAUUUCCAGUAGAAUUGGGACACAGACUCCAAAUGCAUAUAGGGGAGAAGGCCAAGCUAGUAGUGAUAAAAAAUGCAGGGCAUGCUGUUAAUAUUGAAAAGCCAAAGGAAUUCUCCAAACAAUUAAAAUCUUUUCUUGAGAGCUCGUCCAUUUCUCAGUCAUCUCAACCUCAACAUCCCAAGUAUCGCUUCUUGAGUGAACGGGCUAAGCAGGUUGGGAAGCUGGCAGCUGAAGUUCUAUGGCUGGCUCCGAAGAUGGCAGCUUGUGGCGCUUCGGAAGAAGCGGUUUGUAAAUGGGCUUCAGCUUCUAACUUGGCUCGGCUCUCUGUUUCGGCUGAGCCACAGCUUCAAGGAUCCUUAGUCAAGGUCUCGGCAUUCUUGAUCAAGCAAUCGAAAGACGUGAACAAAGUUAUAGAUGACAGAAACAUAUCAGAGCAACGAAGGCAAACAAAAUGA
This is a messenger RNA of Fraxinus pennsylvanica, 1206 nucleotides long. The record is from the annotation of a GenBank genome assembly. NCBI's taxonomy places the organism in Eukaryota, Viridiplantae, Streptophyta, Magnoliopsida, Lamiales, Oleaceae.